Molecule: messenger RNA, 2306 nt
Organism: Chara braunii
Lineage: Eukaryota; Viridiplantae; Streptophyta; Charophyceae; Charales; Characeae
Source: the annotation of a GenBank genome assembly
UCGGCCUUCCCGCUCUUGUGGCCUUGCGAGUCAAUCUGGAUUUUGAAAGACGAUCGAUUGUCCUCUGAAAUACGGGAGGAAAGCCCUAUGUUGUACCGAUGAGACCGACUCUUCGUACUACCGCUAACAUAGCCCCGCGAGUUUCUCCCACGAUGACGGGGACUCUUCACGUGAUUACCUGGGACAACGGGCAGACAUCCAAAGACGUGGACAACAGUGAUGAUGACGAUCCAGCAAUCGUGGAGAUGGCGCAGCAACGUAUUCACUAUCCCGUGCAACGCACAAAUGUAGAAGUCUUGAGCCGGAUUAACCUAGAUCUACAGAGAACGCAGGCAAUGAUUAUGGGAGAACCUCUCGUACAGAUUUCGAGGAUGGUCGAAUUCUUGGAACCCUCUCGAACCCUAUACGAAGGAAUCUCGCCUCUGCUCGCACGAUAUGAGGACAAAAAGCAUUACUGCGAUAUCACGAAUCUCUCGAGCUCCCUUUUGACACCUACAAAAGAUAUUCGAUUGUUACGCUUAGGGGCAGAGACCAACUCUUUGGAACCCCCUGAGCACCUUGAAAAUGGACUCGGGAUCAAGAUCGCAACGAAACCUGUGUCGUGGCAAGACAUUCGAGACGGAGUAACACCGGAGGAACACGUGGCCAUUCGAAAACAAGAUGCACAGAUGAUGGCCACGAUGUUUUCCUGGCGAUCAGAUAACCUAUUCAUCUACGUGCCCCCACCAGAGAACACCAAAUGGGUGAAUACAAAACACAUCGAUGUAAGGAUAUGGGAUGAAUUGUAUGAGUUGCACGUACCUCGAUACGUACCUGAGGAGAUCCACCACCUAAUCGCAGACAUUUUGAAUGAAUACAAAGGAACGAUUAGUGUGACGGACACAGACAUUGGACUGUCGUUAGUCAUACAGCACGAGAUCCAAACAGGAAACCAUUCCCCAAUUCACUGUAAACCUUACAGAUACUCCCUGGUAGAACAGAAAAAGGUUCUCGAGCGGAUUCGAGAAUUUGAAGCAAGCGGUUGGAUCGAACCCGCCACUGGACCAUGGUCGUUUCCGGUAGUACUAGUACCGAAAAAGAACGGAUCGAUUCGCAUAUGGAUUGAUUAUCGCAAACUGAAUGACAUCACGAUCAAAGAUGUGUAUCCCCUUCCCCGGAUUGAUGAGUUGCUGAAUGCGAUUGGGUGUGCUAAUUACUUCAGUAAGUUUGAUAUUCGGCACGACUUCCAUCACGUUCUGGUCAAGGAGGAAGAUCGGCCAAAGACGGCCUUCGUACUGUUUGAAGGCACGUGGCAAUGGGUUCGGUGCCCGAUGAGGAUUUGCAACGCGCCCGCCACGUUUCAGCGAGCCAUGAAUGUCACGUUUCAGAACUUCGUUAAUAAGACGCGAUUCAAAAUCGCGCUCGAAAAGAGCGAAUUUUUCCUUUCGGAAAUCUCAUUUUUGGGCUACGUCGUGACACGUGGAGGACUGCGGCCUGACUCAAGAAAGGUCACGACGGUGAAGGAAGCUCCUGUCCCCACGUCACUGACGCAGGUUCAAGCCUUCUUGGGGUUAGCCUCGUACUAUCGUCGUUUUAUCAAAGGCUUCGCCGCGAUUGCACGACCCUUAACGAACCUGUUACGAAAGGAUCAGCCCCUUAGUUGGGACGCAGAGUGCGAACGGGCCUUCGCGACCCUCAAGGACGCUCUGGCAACAACACCUAUUUUGAUCCUGCCGGACCCCGCGAAGCAGUUCAUUCUCAUCACGGACUGGCAGCCGGAGGGUAUUUCCGCUAUCUUAGCGCAGAAGGGGAACGACGACCGCGAACACGUCAUCGAGUAUGCGUCACGAACGGUGCCAAAUGAGCGGAGAAAUGACUCAGCCCCACAGGGCGAAUGCUACGCGGUAGUGUGGGGAAUCCAACACUUCUAUCCGUAUCUGUACAGACAGAAAUUUCUCCUUGUCACCGAUCACGAGCCCUUGCUAGCACUGAAGUGACUCACUAAUUACGUGGGCAUGAUUGGACGUUGGGCGGUGCGCCUAUAGGAAUACAUCUUCGACAUCAUCCAUUGAAAGACGGAGAGGCACGACAACGCGGACGGACUGACACGUCUGCAUCGACCAGCUAAAGUGCCUAAGGUGGAAGAGAUCGUCCCGUUAAAGGAACCGGAAUCAACGAACGGACCCAAGUACGGACAAGUGACAGUCCUUCCACGUGGCAAGAAGCAGGCAGGUGGCCAUGGGUGACGGAGGUAACCCUACAACUCCCCUCUCUCCGCUCUCCUCCUCAUCUCUCCUCUUCCUGCCCGAUAAAUUUUGUUAUUUUUG